Molecule: messenger RNA, 1662 nt
Organism: Struthio camelus australis
Lineage: Eukaryota; Metazoa; Chordata; Aves; Struthioniformes; Struthionidae
Source: RefSeq, a predicted model, not a curated record
GCUGUGCUUUCACUUUGAGUCCCUCUGUCGGGGCUGGGCUCUGGCAGGGCCCCACAGAGAGAGGGCAGCCAGGGCUGCCCCCUUCCAUCCCCCAUCUCCUGACCCUUCCCAGAGCUGCCCCGAGGCUGGACCUGGGCGGGAGGGGGGGAUCUGCGGAGGCGAGCCCUGGGGUCUGCUCAGCUCGGUGCACCUACACCCUAGGAGGAAGAAGCGGGGCCCUCCCCAGGACAGCUCAGCACAGAAAUGUCAAAGUGCCUACUAAAGGGGGAUGUCCGGUACCUUGUGGCCACGCUGGCACUGCUGGGAAUUAUCACCAUCUACCUGAUCCUAGCUCCAGCAAGGGACACUUUCCUUCCUCCGAGGACGAAGUAUGGCCUGGUGUUCGAUGCUGGCUCCACGCACACGGCUCUCUACAUCUACCAGUGGCCAGCGGACAAGGAGAACGGCACAGGCAUCAUCAGCCAAGUGGAGGCCUGCACUGUGCCUGGAGCCGGCAUCUCCAGCUACGCAGACAACCCUGCUCUGGCUGGAGCCAGCCUGAAGCCCUGCCUAGACAAGGCCAUGAUGAUCGUCCCUGCAAAGGUGCAGCGGGAGACCCCCACCUACCUCGGGGCUACAGCAGGCAUGCGGCUGCUGAGGUACCUGGGCAGGGCAUGGCCCUGCGAGCCUGGGCACCUCUGCAGGCCCUUCCCCACCACGCGCUUCUGGCGCCAAACACGUCCGCCCCCCCCCCCCGACCCCCCCAAAAUAGGCGUGGAGGACAGCUCGUCUCCCCAGCAGAUAUCGCACCCCUGCUACCCUAAGGGAUACCAGGAGAACAUCACCGUGGCAGCCCUCUACGACAGUCCCUGUGUCCCCACGCCGAGCACACCCGGCACUGCACAGGCCCUCAUGGUGUCGGGGACAGGAGACCCAGUGGCAUGCAGGACCGCCAUCCAGAAACUCUUCAACUUCUCCUGCGGGGCCCACCGGACAUGCGGGUUCAACGGCAUUUAUCAGCCACCUGUGCGGGGGCAGUUCUUUGCCUUUUCUGGGCUUUAUUACAACCUACACUUUCUGAACCUGACCAGUGGGCAGUCCCUGAGCUCAGUCAAUGCCACCAUCUGGGACUUCUGCACCAGAGACUGGGAAAAGGUGCAGAAGGAGUUCCCCAACGUGGACAAGGCCUAUCUAUAUAAUUACUGUGCAGCCAGCUCCUAUGUCCUCACCCUCCUGCUGCAAGGCUACAAAUUCAAUGACAAGACAUGGCCCAACAUCCACUUUAUCCAAAAGGUCGCUAACAUAGAUGUGGGUUGGACCCUGGGCUAUAUGCUCAAUCUCACCAACAUGAUUCCCUCAGAGACUCCCCAGAGAGGCACCGCACUCCAAAGAAGCAUGUGGACAGCAGCCACAAUCACAUUGUUCAUCAUGCUUUUCCUCUGCUUCUGGCUGUUUGUGGCCAUAUGUCACCAGAGAAAAUUAGCCAGUUAUGAGACUCUCUAGUAACACUGGCCCCAGAAGCUGUUGAAGCUCCUUGGUCCUGCUGCCACACUUCUGUGAGGAGCUGCAGACUGGAGGAAUCACACCCGUGUCCGGGAGCUGUGAACUAGUAAUGCAGUGUACGAGUACCCCAGCCUGGUGAUCUGGAACUGGCACAGACUUUAUAAAAUCUCUCUGUAACUG